Corvus hawaiiensis (hawaiian crow) is the source of this 5362-nucleotide messenger RNA. RefSeq names its product cysteine rich transmembrane BMP regulator 1 (gene CRIM1). The record is from RefSeq and is a predicted model, not a curated record. Gene Ontology annotation, molecular function: serine-type endopeptidase inhibitor activity; protein binding. Bases 1856 to 4510 code for a protein of 884 amino acids. The transcript is spliced from 17 exons. Lineage: Eukaryota; Metazoa; Chordata; Aves; Passeriformes; Corvidae. Gene Ontology annotation, cellular component: extracellular region.
UGAGAUUCCCAUGGGCCUGCUUCUCAAGCUAAUAUUUUGAGCUAUCCCUGUGAGUAUCCCUCCAGGAAUACUCCUUGGCAGUCUGUAAAGAAGAGACUCCAUUCCUUCCACUUUUUCACCUUAGUGCUGGGGUGUUGUCUGAGCCAUGCUUACCUUAAGUGUAGUGAGUUCGCCAGGUAUGUUAAGUCAAUAAUUCAAACAGAUACAACUUCAUUGAUGUGUUGUCUUUAUUUGACACACAGGAAGUUUUGUGGUUUAAUUUAUCAGAUAAUGAGAGUUUUUCUCAUUUACUAUUGUUUCUCAUUUCACCCCUGUUUCCUAGGUAGCUGUAGUUCCUGGAUGCUUACAACUACAUGUAAUGUGAUGGACAGAGCUUAGACAAAAAAAGCUGGUUUUUGAGCCUUUUGAGUUAUAUUUUCUGUAACUGAUAGUAAAAUGUGACUGUCCUUGAAAACUUUAUAUAAUUUGUGGAAGCAGUGGGUUAUUUUUGAUUCUCAGCUCCUAAAAGAUGGAAUUUCAAAAACUUCGAGAAACUUUCUUGUAAAGAAAGUUAACAUCAGGGAAAGGUGAACUUCAAAUAGGAAGAUGUUCUCAUUCUUGUUUUCUCACAUCAACUUAUGUAUCAUCACAUCAACCUCUUGUCUGUAGCUAAGCUUUUUAUACCUCUAAGUUCCACAAAGAUUGAGUUUCAAAUGUGAUAAUGCCAAUAAUUUUGGCAGCUGAGAUGCCUGUCACUUUUACUUUAAAAUAAAAGCCACAUUUUUUGGAUAAAACACUUGUAAUAAUUGUAAAAAGCAUGUUAGAAGCAUGAAAUCUUAUGACAACUUUGUCACGUGUCCUCAUUUUAGACAGGUAAAUUGUCUUAAAUUAGCUCACACAGUUCCUAAAAACAGUGUUUUGCACUAGUCAAUACAUUUUAUAUUCCUCCUCUUCAAAGACUUCUGAGAAUUGAUAAUUUUUCCCCCCCCUGUACAAAGAUUAGAUGAAUUUUGCACAUACUUUCCUAAAUUCCAACAAAAGGAAUAGGUAAGUGUAACAGGCUUGUCCAGGCCCUUUUUAAAAAGCUGUGUGUAAACAGUGCAAUCAAAGAAUUUACUGAUACACAUGUACAGACAGAAUAGUUUAAGAUAGGAGUGAUGCAUAUUCGCUGUGUGAUCAUUCUCUGGAGGUUGCAUUAAUAGAGAAGCAUAAGUCCUUUCAUAGUCUUUGUCUUCAAAGGACAGUAGCCAAUACAACUAAGUACUGCAGACAGUUGAGGUUUUGUUGCCUAGUAGCACAUGGUCUUGCCAUAGCAAAAUCAGUAAGUGUCCAUAAUAGCAAUAAGUUCUAUUCCUGUGUAGCUUGCUACACCCCAUUAAGCUUCAUCAGUUCCCCUAGUGUUUAGAUAGCACAGGUUUGGAUGCAUGCCUCAUGUGUGCAUUUGGCUUCUGAUAACUGUUUAUAGCCAUCCUUCUCUCUCUGAUUUUUUUCAGCAGAGAUUCCUAUUUAAGAAAUGUGUGGCAGGGGAGAAAGAGAGAUAUCAACAAGCCAAUGCUUAUCUCUAGCCUCCUGAUGCCUCAAGCAAUUACUUUCCUUUUUUCUUCUUCAUUAUGGGUUAGUGAUGAGGUUUUUUUGGACUUUCACAUGCAGUUUAGGUAUCCAUGGUAUGGAAAUGUGACUGAGAUAGAAGUACAGGCUGAUACUUCCCUGAUGACCUUGACUGACAAUUCUUUUGCUUCCUGGUAGGUGGGAGCCGUAACACUUAGUGUAAGGACUCUGUUGUAGGCUGGAGGAAGAGGAAGACUGCAAUAAACAGGAUAACUGGUGCUCUCCCCACUUUCCUGGUUGCACAGUGGGACUUUUCUCACUGCUGCUGAUGCCCAGAUGGUCUCCUUGCGGGAGGAGCAGCCUCAGCCGUUCUGUGGAAGAGAAACCUGAUUGCUCCAAGGCCCGCUGUGAGGUCCAGUUUUCUCCUCGAUGUCCAGAAGAUUCCAUCUUGAUUGAAGGCUAUGCUCCUCCUGGUGAAUGCUGUCCACUCCCAAGCCGUUGUGUGUGUAAUCCUGCAGGCUGCUUGAGGAAGGUUUGCCAACCUGGCUAUUUGAAUAUAUUGGUUUCUAAGGCAUCGGGAAAGCCAGGGGAAUGCUGUGAUCUCUAUGAAUGCAAGCCAGUGUUCAGUGUGGAUUGCAGCACAGUCGAAUGUCCCCCUGUUCAGCAAGUUGUUUGUCCCCUGGAUAGCUAUGAAACCCAAGUCAGGCUGACGGCUGAUGGCUGCUGCACCCUGCCCACAAGAUGCGAGUGUCUCACUGGUUUAUGUGGUUUCCCCAUGUGCGAGGCAGGCUCCGUUCCCCAGAUAGUCUCACGUGGAGAUGGAACACCUGGCAAGUGCUGUGAUGUCUUUGAAUGUGUCAAUGAAGUGAAGCCAACUUGCAUAUUUAACAGCAUGGAAUAUUAUGACGGAGACAUGUUUCGGAUGGAUGCUUGUCGAUUUUGUCGGUGCCAAGGGGGAGUCUCUAUUUGUUUCUCUGCCCAGUGUGGUGAGCUACACUGUGACAGGUACUAUGUGCCGGAAGGAGAGUGCUGCCCAGUGUGUGAAGACCCACUUUAUCCAGUCAAUAACCCUGCUGGCUGCUAUGCCAAUGGUCAGAUCCAAGCUCACGGAGACCGCUGGCGAGAGGACGACUGCACGUUCUGCCAGUGCAUCAACGGGGACCCGCACUGCGUGGCAACGGCCUGCGGACAGAGCUGCCUAAACCCUGUCAAGGUCCCCGGGGAGUGCUGCCCCGUGUGUGAAGAACCAACGUAUAUCACAAUAGGUCCGCCCACCUGUGAGGUUUUGGUGAACUGCACUUUGACCGAAAAAGACUGUAUCUAUAGCUUCAAACUGGACCAAAAUGGUUGUCGCAUUUGUCAGUGCAAAACUAGAGAGGAGCUGUGCACCGGCCUCAUUUCAGGCUGUUCCUUGGACUGUUCCUUCGGCUUCCAGACUGACGCCCACAACUGUGAGAUCUGUCAGUGCCGGCCGCGGCCCAAGAAGUGCAAACCCAUUGUAUGUGACAAGUACUGUCCCUUUGGAUACUUGAAGAACAAGCAUGGCUGUGAAAUCUGUCGGUGUAAGAAGUGCCCCAACCUGCCUUGUGGUAAAAUCUGUCCAUUGGGCUUCCAGCAGAACAGUCAUGGCUGUGUUAUCUGCAAGUGCAGAGAGGCAACAGCUUCUCUUAUGCCUCCCGUUAAAACAGGCUCUUGCCUGUCCAUGGAUGGGCGCCGGCAUGAGAAUGAGGAGAGCUGGCACGAUGGCUGCAGGGAAUGUUACUGUCAUAAUGGACGGGAAAUGUGUGCCUUGAUCACCUGCCCUGUUCCCAGUUGUGGUAACCCCACCAUACAUCCAGGGCAGUGUUGUCCAUCGUGUCCAGAUGAAAUAAUCGUGCAAAAGCCAGAGCUCACCAGUCCAUCAAUCUGUCAUGCUCCUGGUGGGGAAUACUUCGUAGAAGGAGAGACGUGGAACAUUGAUUCUUGCACACAAUGUACAUGCCACAGUGGACGUGUCCUGUGUGAGACUGAAGUCUGUCCACCUCUUCUUUGUCAAAACCCCACCCGCACACAGGACUCCUGCUGUCCACAGUGCCCAGAUGGAUCUCUUCAGCCCUCCCCAUCAAGCAAUGACAGCAUGCCCAGUUAUUGCAAAAACGAUGAAGGAGAUAUUUUUCUGACAGCUGAGUCCUGGAAGCCCAAUGUCUGCACUAGCUGCAUUUGCAUGGAUGGUGUGAUUAGAUGCUACUCUGAGUCUUGCCCACCGGUAUCCUGUGAGAGACCUGUUUUGAGAAAGGGACAGUGUUGUCCUUACUGUAUUGAAGAUACAGUUCCAAAGAAAGUGGUCUGCCACUUCAGUGGAGAAACGUACGCAGAUGAGGAACGCUGGGACAUUGACAGCUGCACACACUGCUACUGCCUGCAGGGUCAGACUCUCUGCUCCACUGUCAGCUGCCCACCUCUGCCUUGUGCUGAACCCAUCAAUGUAGAGGGAAGCUGCUGUCCCAUGUGUCCAGAGAUGUAUGUACCUGAACCCACUAACAUCCCCAUUGAGAAGACAAAUCAUCGAGGAGAUGUUGAACUGGAAGUACCAAACUGGCCAACACCGAGUGAAAAUGAUAUAAUCCACAUUCACAGAGACAUGAGCCAUCUCCAGGGAGAAUACCGGAGUGGCAGUGGGCCACACCCCAGUGAAGAUGCAUCCGUCAGCUCCGUUGCCUUGGUGACAAUCCCAAUCACGAUAGUGCUGUUACUGAUCAUCGUCCUCCUGUUCAUCAACCAGAAAAAGCAGUGGAUUCCAGUGUCCUGCUACAAAGCUCCAACAAAGCCUUCUUGCCUAAACAAUCAACUGGUAUAUGUGGACUGCAAGAAAGGUACCAUGGUCCAGGUGGACAGUUCUCAGAGGAUGCUAAGAAUUGCAGACCCAGAUUCAAGAUACAGUGGAUUUUACAGCAUGCAGAAACAGAACAACCUACAGGCAGAUAAUUUCUAUCAAACAGUUUGAAGAAUUGCACCCUUACCAAGGAUUUAAGAGAGAGAGAGAGAGAGAUAGAGAAAGAGAGACAGUCUGCUAUUAAAAUAAAACUAGAAUUGUGCACUUGCUUAGUGGAUUGUAUUGGAUUUGUGACUACAUGUACAGCUCUAAGACCUUUCUGGGAUGAGCUCUGACUCCUGCAAUGUGCCAGAAAAAGCAUUCCCACUUUUCCUUGAGAUAACUGACCAAGUGUUUUCUUAGAACCAAAGUUUUAAAACUUGUUAAGAUGUAUUUGCUUGUAACAUAGCUAUAGAGGUUUUUUGGGAGGGGGAAUCAGGGCCUAGGGGUAGGCAAUGAGGUAAAAGGAAGCUUCAGAGAAGAAAAGCUGGUCAUGCUUGGCUGGAGAAGAAAAUAUCCUGCCGAGCAGCAGGAUAGUGGUUUUCCUUGUUGCUCUGAAAUUACAUCUGUUGCAGCAAAAGCCUAACCCCAGGUGAAAAAAAAUAUGAAAAGGUCUGAUUAUUUUUUUCCAGCUGUUGCUACAGUAAUAUACUCCUAGAACAGAAUUUGUCACAUCACAGGUGUGGUGUAGCUGCAAAUAUUUUUCUAUAUGAUGAGAAGCUGCAGUAGUUAAUGAAAUAGCAAGGAAAAGAUUAUAGCAGAAAAUAAAGGGUGGGUUUAUUAAGGAUGUAUAAAAUUAUACCUUGUGCUGCUUUUUGUUUUUAUUUUUGUUUUCUUCAAAGCUGAUUGGCUAGAUUAGCCAGACUUCAGCAGAGUUAGCAAGUGACUGAGGCCUAAGUAAUUCCUGAUAUGAGCACUGGAUCUUUUGACAGCAGUAUUGAAGGGAAGGAGGAAGGAAAGAAGGAAAGAAGGAAGGAAGGAAAA